GCCGAGAUUCUCGUUCGUUCGUUGGUCGCUCGUUGGUCGCUCGUUGGUCGCUCGUCCCAGGAGAUACGGCAGGAUACGGCCGGAUAUACGGGGUGACUCUUCCGAGUUUAGGAGUGACGUUCGAAGGAUCGACGAAACCCGGUGCCCCUCGAGGGCAAAGGCAGGCUCGGCGGACGAGAAGUCGAUGAAGGCGAUGGUGGUCAGCCCCGUCGGGGGGCGAGUGCCCCCGACUCGAGGAGUCCUCCACGGCGGACUGGGCGUGCACGCGACGCGCCGCGACCUGGAGGCGGAGGAGGUCGCGGCCUACCUGAGCAAGCUGCGGGCCCUGGUGCCGGACAUGCCGCGCAAGCGGAAGCUCUCCAAGCUCGAGGUGAUCCAGAGGGUGAUCGAGUACAUCUGCGACCUGCAGACCACCCUGGAGGCGACCAACGUCCAGGACGCGUCCGGCGCCAAGUCGCCGCGGCAGCCGCUGCAGCCCCUCCUGAACGCCAGCACGAGCGGCCUCGGCGGCGCCGCCGCCGCCGCCGCCACCACCACCGACCGGUGACCACGGACGACGCCGCGCUCGAGAGGCCGAGGCGUCCCCUUCGCGAGGCUCCUGCCGGAGGAUUCCUGAGACCGAGGCGAUUCCGGUCGGCCGGACUGUAAAUAAUGUACAUAGAUGGACGAGCGCGCCGCGGCUCGUCCCGAGACACCGAGGGGGGAGGAGGAGCUACGAAUUCGCUUCCGUCCGUCCUGCGUGGCGGCCAUUUUGUUCCGUUCCCCCUCCCUCGGGUGGCGCCGUAACGGCGACGACCGAGCCACCUGCCGUUGGAAAGUUGCGUCGCUACUCCGUAGGAAACCCUUCCGUAGACGUAGGUAGAGAGGACGGAAGGACCGAAUCCUCGCCGGUGCCGCUCCGUCGUCGUAUCGUUACUUUAAUCGUCGCUGUUAUCGCUCCUGCGUUAUCAUUUAGCGAGAGAAAGAGAGAGUGAGUGGAGGGAACCAUGUCCCCGUUAUCGUAUAUCGUGUAUAUUUACGAAGACUGAAAGGCUGUAAAUAUUAUAUAGAGGCGCGACCACGCCUCUCCGCGGGGAAGCAAGAAUAAACGGAAACGUGUGACCAUUCUGAA
Messenger RNA from Orussus abietinus, 1111 nucleotides. RefSeq names its product DNA-binding protein inhibitor ID-1 (gene emc). The coding region runs from base 185 to 547 and encodes 120 amino acids. Gene Ontology annotation, cellular component: cytoplasm; nucleus. The transcript has a single exon. Gene Ontology annotation, biological process: circadian regulation of gene expression; cell differentiation; negative regulation of transcription by RNA polymerase II. NCBI's taxonomy places the organism in Eukaryota, Metazoa, Arthropoda, Insecta, Hymenoptera, Orussidae. Gene Ontology annotation, molecular function: transcription regulator activity; protein dimerization activity. The record is from RefSeq and is a predicted model, not a curated record.